UUUUUUUUGCAACGGCCCUCCGGAGGGGGUGGGGGUGACGGCGGCUUCGGCCAAGUUCGCCCCGGUUCUCCGAAACCGUCAGGAGGGCAAGUUUGGGGGGAGAGAGAAGAGAAGAGAAGAAGACCGAGUCCGGGAGCACACGAGCCGGGAGGGGAAGAGGGCUCGGCUUUUCCCCCUGAGGGGGGGCCAGAGCCUCUAGUUCGAGAGGCCCUUCAGGAAGGGAAGGGAACGAGCUCUUCGGGUCCCGUUUUUCUCUCCUUCCCGGGCAGUCCCUGCGACGAGAGGAGAGCCACUUUUCCUGGCCGGCUCUUGAGUUCCACGUUGCGAGAGGCCCCUCGGCUAUGGAAGUGGAGCCGCCGCCCGCCUGACCGAGGGCAGCCGCCUUUGCCCUCCCGCUCCCCCUCAGAAAGAGGCUGGUGGAUAGUAAUGAUAAGGACUCGCAGGGAGGAGAAAGAUCACAUGAAGGGGAUCUUGGCUCCGAAGAACUAGGUCUCGGAAGAGAGCGGAGAGCAUUAUCGUUCUCGGGGCGGGGGAGUGCCCCUGAAAUGAUGGCGGAUCAGGAGGGAGAGGUGAGAUGGGACGGGCUGCGCAGCCGGGAGCCGAGCGCCAGAGACGGCGCUUUGGAAACUAUAAAGCAGGUGGUGCUCAAGAGAUGCGAAGCGGCGUUGGCAACCCGGGCCAAAGGAAACGCGACUCCUCCUGCGCCGGCGGAGGAAGGGCUCUCGCCCCUUCGGGAUGCAGCUCGGAGCGGCUUGAACCAGGUGCUAGCUCGCUUGCUUAUGCUGUCGGAGAGAUGCCCCUUCCGGGACGUGAGAGAGAAGUGCGAGGCCAUUCUAAAAAGUGUUCAGGAAUCUGGAAUUAGGAUCCCCAGACCACUGGGACAAGGACCAAGCAGAUUCAUCCCAGAAAUGGAGAUUCUCCAAGUGAGUGCUGAAGAUCCCCAAAUGCAUGCUUUGUUUGCAGAGUCUUUCACAACUUUAGGGCACUUGGACAACAUUACCUUGGUGAUGGUUUUCCACCCUCAGUAUCUGGAAAGCUUUCUAAAGACUCAGCAUUAUCUGUUGCAGAUGGACGGACCACUGCCUCUUCACUAUCGACACUACAUAGCUAUCAUGGCUGCAGCGCGACAUCAGUGCUCCUAUUUGGUUAACCUUCAUGUCAACUACUUUUUGCAUGUUGGGGGAGAUCCUAAGUGGCUGAAUGGUCUCGAGAAUGCACCUCAAAAACUGCAGAAUUUGGGUGAAUUAAAUAAAAUCUUGGCACACAGACCAUGGCUCAUUACCAAAGAACAUAUUGAACAUCUUCUCAAGACUGAAGAGCAUAGCUGGUCCCUGGCAGAACUGAUCCAUGCUGUAGUGCUUCUUACACAUUAUCAUUCACUUGCCUCUUUCACAUUUGGUUGUGGAAUCAAUCCAGAAAUUCAUUGUGAUGGUGGUCACACAUUCAGGCCUCCUUCUGAUAAUGACUAUUUCAUUUGUGACAUUACAAAUGGAAACCAUGGUGCAUAUGAGAUGCAAGAUCCAGCUGUAAAUACUACUUUUACAGAGCCUCUGUGUGAAGUAGAAGCACUUAUGGAAAAAAUGAAACAACUACAAGAAUGCAGAGAUGAAGUUAAAGCAAGCCAAGAAGAAAAGGCUACUCGAUUUGAGAAAGAGAAGAGAGAAAGCAUGUUGGUGGGUUGUUCAGAGGAUGAAGAAUCAGCACCAUCAAGAGAUGUGUCACGCCAUUUUGAAGAUACUAGCUAUGGUUAUAAAGAUUUCUCCCGGCAUGGAAUGCAUGUGCCUACCUUCCAUGUUCAGGACUACUCAUGGGAAGACCAUGGUUAUUCACUGGUAAAUCGACUGUACCCAGAUGUUGGACAGCUAAUAGAUGCGAAGUUUCAGAUUGCUUACAACCUAACCUACAACACAAUGGCCAUGCAUAAAGAUGUUGAUACCUCAAUGCUUAGACGGGCAAUCUGGAAUUAUAUCCAUUGUAUGUUUGGAAUAAGGUAUGAUGAUUAUGACUAUGGUGAAAUUAACCAGCUACUGGACCGCAGCUUUAAGAUUUAUAUCAAAACUGUGGUGUGUGCACCUGAAAGGACCACAAAUAGAAUGUACGAUAGCUUCUGGAGACAGUUCAAACACUCUGAGAAGGUUCAUGUCAAUUUGCUUCUCAUAGAAGCACGGAUGCAGGCUGAACUGCUUUAUGCUCUGAGAGCAAUUACUCGCUACAUGACCUGAAAUCUUUGGCUAAUGAUGAUGAAGAUGCAGGAGGUGCUGCCUGUGAGGAGAUAGAAAUGAGCUUCAGAACCAGUGGUUGCCAAGUGCUAUGAGAUCCAUUGUGCCAUAACUCUUUUCUGUUUCAGUUCCUUCCCCAAGGAGAUGUCACUACUGUUGCAGAGCUGUUGUAGGAGAAAGAGAUGUUCAAAGAUUCUCCCUGAUCACUACAGCUGCUCCUGUUAGCAUGAGAAACCAUGAUUUGUGGCAGACAAGUAGUUAAUUAUGCAAAUCUUGUAUUGUUGCAAGUAGUAAACAGAAUCUGGAGCACAAAGAAUUGAAUAAAACAUCUGCCUUUGAUACAAGUGAUUUUCUUAAAGAAAAGCCCUAAUGCUGCUGUAUUUGCUGGUGUAAUGAAGAUGUUAGUAAUUCCAAUUAAGCUUUGAGUGAAAGCAAGCAGUGCUGUUAUCUGAGCCUACCUUUAAUGUGUAUUAAAGAAAGUCCUUGCAAGUCAUUAGAAACUGAAUUGUACAUCACACUAAUAGUUUUGAUUGCAACAGAAACUUCUUGCUGUUAUUUAGUUGUGUGCUACUGGCCUCAACUUGUUCACAGCUGUGUGGUUAAAUCAACAGAGUGAGGAGGAGUGAGAGUUUUCAAAGCUGCUUAAGAAAGACUGCAACUAUGUGAAAUGCUAAAUACUUGAGACCAGUGUCCUGUUUCUCCUCCCAUUGUUCUUAAGAACUAGCUAAGGUGUGGGAAUAUUAAUUUGGACCGUCAAGUAGCUUCUCACUGCACUGCUUAUUUGUAGCCAUGACUUGUCAUUUAGCAAUGGCUUGUGUAGCUAAACAGGAAAUAUUAAAACAAGUUUGGUAUACAUCUGUUCUUUGAAAAUAUAUGGAAGCUUUUCACUGAGCAUGAACUGCUCUGAAAUCAGUAUUACUGAAUUUUUUAAAUAAAACAUUUUCUCUCUUGUA
Messenger RNA from Pogona vitticeps (central bearded dragon), 3172 nucleotides. It is a transcript of the gene SESN1, whose product is annotated as sestrin 1. Gene Ontology annotation, biological process: positive regulation of macroautophagy; cellular response to L-leucine; regulation of response to reactive oxygen species. The record is from RefSeq and is a predicted model, not a curated record. Gene Ontology annotation, molecular function: oxidoreductase activity, acting on peroxide as acceptor; L-leucine binding. Gene Ontology annotation, cellular component: nucleus. Lineage: Eukaryota; Metazoa; Chordata; Lepidosauria; Squamata; Agamidae.